Messenger RNA from Porites lobata, 960 nucleotides. The record is from the annotation of a GenBank genome assembly. Lineage: Eukaryota; Metazoa; Cnidaria; Anthozoa; Scleractinia; Poritidae.
AUGGCAGGCCUCAGACAGAGGGGCAUCUAUGUUCAAAGGUGGAGGGUGCGAGAGGCCAUAGUAAGAGUAGACCCGAUCAACCGUGCAAAUAGGUGGGGACAGAGAAUAGUUAGGAGACCUUACAGUGUCCCUCAUCCAAACUUCCUGUGGCACAUGGACAGUAAUUUAAAAUUAUGUCACUGGCGGAUGUGCAUCCAUGGCUGCAUUGACGGAUUUUCGCGAUGUAUAAUUUACCUCGAUGUUCACAACAACAAUAGAGCAAGUACUGUCCUCACCUCGUUUCAGCAGUCAACAAAUGAAUGGGGUGUCCCAUCGAGAGUUCGAGCCGACAACGGAGGAGAAAAUGUGGCUGUCAGAGAUUUCAUGGUCUUUUUUCGAGGUGAAAAUCGGGGCAGUUUUUUGACAGGGCCUAGCACACGGAACACCAGAAUAGAACGCCUUUGGAGAGAUGUUGUGGAAAGUGUUGUGACUGUGUUUACAUCUUUGUUUUUGUUUAUGGAGGCUAGACACAUUUUGGACCCUACAUGUGAACGUGAUAUGUUGGCCUUGCACUAUGUCUUCCUUCCGAGAGUGCAGAGACUGUUAGACAGAUUUACUCAACGCUUCAACUUUCAUUCUGUCUCAACUGAACGUAACCGAACACCCCGGCAACUGUGGGCCUCCGGGUGCCUCAGAAAUUUCAACUCCCCAAAUGCUGGUAUACGUGAUGUUCUGGACACUGACAAUUCCAUACCGGAGGAUAUGGACAUGUAUGGGCAUGAUCCUGAUGCUCCACUGCCUGAUCCUCAAGAAGAUGAGGAGGGAGUGGUGAUUGCAAACAUAGACUUUGAACUAUCAGAGGAGGCUAAUGCUGCUUUAACACAGAACUUUACUCCUCUGAUGGAAGACAACAACUAUGGCAUUGAAAUAUAUUUACAAGUUCGGGAAUUCAUUGCAAGGAUCAUUCAAGAGGAACAAUAG